Molecule: messenger RNA, 1256 nt
Organism: Syzygium oleosum
Lineage: Eukaryota; Viridiplantae; Streptophyta; Magnoliopsida; Myrtales; Myrtaceae
Exons: 4
Coding region: 204-1043 (279 amino acids)
Biological process (GO): regulation of DNA-templated transcription
Cellular component (GO): DRM complex
Source: RefSeq, a predicted model, not a curated record
GGAUUGGAGGGGCUGGACAACAAAUAAGAAGAAUCGGAGGGGACUGAUUCCGAAGUUUCUUUUCUUGGGUUGGAGCCAAACAAAACCUCUCCCGUCUCCACCCUCCCUUCUUCCCUCCCUUCCCCUCACAUUCUCGCGGGGGGCCUUUCUCCGAGCGGUUUUCAAAAUCCCACCCAGCAGCAGCAGCAGCUACAGAGCUCAAAAUGCUUCAGAUGGGUCAACAAGCAUCUGACCAGAAAUAUUUCACCGAGCAAGGGCAGGGAAGAAGUGAAUAUGAUUUGGCCUCUGGCAAUAAACCCUUGCCACUUGUUGCAAAGAAGACGGCGUUGAGGGAGUUGCAGAAUGAGAAUAGAGUCCUGGUCCCUAAGUCCAAUGGAAGUUCUUUGAAAAAUAAAGUUCCAACAGUUGAUGCAGUCAAGGUUUCUGGUGCUAAGAGACCCUCUUCCGAGUUGCUAGCUAAUCUGCCUUGCAACCAGACUUCGCCUAGUACCGCAGCAAACAACCAUCUAGUCUAUGUCCGGAGAAAAUCAGAUGCAGAACUAGGCAAGAGCGGCAUUUGUGAAAGCACUUCUGGUGGUGCUGGUUGUCCAGAAAUUAUGCUAAAUUGUCAGGAGGAAUUGCCUGAACUGCAAUCCCAGAUAAAGGAGCCAAAGCCUUCUUGCUUUCCAGCACUUGCACCUUUGCCUGUUGAUUAUUCACUGAGCUCAUCGGGAAAACCUUCAAUUCAUCCGAUCGGAAUAUCCUGUGUAAAGUCAGCAUUGACAGGACCUCAUCAUGACUCUGAUACUGCAGGUGGCUCCGCAUUGAAGAGAACAAAAUAUUUGCACUGGGAAGAGAGAUAUUAUCAAUUGCAGCAACUGUUGAGCAACUUGGAGCAAUCGGAUCCAAUGGAUUACCUGCAAAUGCUUAGAUCCCUCUCUUCGGUGGAACUUAGUCGGCUUGCUGUUGAGUUGGAGAAAAGGUCCAUUCAGUUGUCACUGGAGGAAGCAAAAGAGAUGCAACGGGUUGGGACUCUAAAUGUUCUGGGAAAAUCCAGCACCUGAAGCAUUCGUAUUCUUGGCCAGAGAGGGGUAAUGUGACGAGCUCACUAUUCUUUCAUCAGCUCUGUGCACUAGUUGGCUUCAUGAUAGAAUUUUCUGUAUCAUUUGUAACACGUCCGUCACAGUUUCUGCUGUAUUCCUCUAGACCGGGAACUUGUCCUAAAACGCAAGCUUUCUCAAUGGUAUGCAAUCUGUAUGGCAGCUUCGAACUCUAAA